GUGAAAGCCAGGCCGCACUGUGUGAUCUGCUAGUUGUGGAUCAUGGCGACUUACAGACUAAUUACAGCCAGUAAUUAGAAAGCGUGCUGUUAGCUAUGGAGUGGAGCAAGCUAGGUCUAGGUCAAACUUGCCUCAAAAUCCGUCACGUUGUUAAUUUCUUCAGGUUGAAGUUUGCCGCUUCGAGCCCCCUGGAUCGCUAGGAGGUCAGGUUUGCCGGUAUUCGCACCUCUCUGUCUCGACAGCUCGAGCGUCUCUGGCGACUUGCAAGCAUUCAAAACGGCAGCUAAAAAUAACAGUAAAUGAAAAGUGGAUAUUUUAUUGCGCUAAUUAAUUAUUCAAAAAUUAAUUGGAAUGAGUUGCGCAUGCUUCAAUUAACCAGACUCAACCGGAAGCGGAAUUGUGGGAUAGAAAAUGGCAGCCGUCUAGCAGGUGCCCGAAUCAAACCACAAAGAUAUUGAUACAGCUCACCAGCAACCAAAUCAAGGAGAGUACUUGCCAUCUCACCUGUAUUAAGAGCAGAAAAAAACCCAUCGAGUCAAGUCCGAACAGAUCGAAAAUUACCAAUAAACAACUGGAUCUAUAAAGGGAAGAUGGCUGACAAUAACCCAUUUGUGGACCGCACAGAAACCUACUUGGCAAGUCCAGAGAAGGUAAAGAUUAACAAGAACAAAACAACCAUCAUCUUGACAGGAAACACAUCCGAGAAGACAACCUCAACUAAAAAGCGGGUCUCAUCCACUUCCUGGCAGAUCACCAAGACAACCGAGAUCACUGACGAGGUCAAAACAGGUCAGAAAGUAUCGACAAUGGACUUUGAGAUCGGCAGUUCAGGUUGUGUGUCUCCAACAUCUUCCCCAGGGAGGAGGUCCUUUGUCUCCUCCACUGAGUUCACUACUGGUUCUGGUAAGACUGAUGGUGCGGUUGGAUUGUCAGAUGAUGGCAGUGAUCCUGCUGAUGAGUAUGUCUUCAUUGAGAAUGAGGAUGUGAACUUCAUCGACAGAGUGGAGACAACCGAGAUACGCAAGGAACAAGAGUCUAUUGCUCCGGAACCUAAGAAGUCCUAUUUUGCUUAUCUCCUGGACCAGGAUAAUUCUUCCAACCCAGCAUCCCAGAAUGGUGACCAGGCAGCUUCAGAGGGGGAGGAUUUGGUUCAUUUGUCCAGUGCAGAGCUGGAAGAGAAGAAGAAGGAUGAUGCCACAUUGUAUGAGAGGAUUACCUACACCCCUGGUCUUGCUAUCAGGAGCUAUGCUGUGGAAGAAAUUCAACAGAAGAGGUCUUCAGAAGGAAGUAUGGAAGAUGCUGAAAACAACAACAUGCAGGGACAUGAUGGAGGCCAGACAGAGACUAGAGAUAGAGUUGCCAGCAGCACUGGUGAAGCCCCUCUGACUCCUGCCCAGGGGUACAGAAUCUCCCAGAUCAUUGCAAUGCAGGAGACAGACUUGUGGGAACAGGAACGUUUGAGAAAAGAAAGGGAGGAGUAUGCCAUCAUUGACAGUCUGUCUAUGGAUGAUAUGAUGAAGAUGCUGGGAGAACAUGAUAGAAUGAAGUUUGAAAGUCAGGAGGUUAAUGAGGAGGUCUUUCCUAUUAUUCCUGGUCUCGCGUCUGAUGCCAAAUAUUCUGAAAUUUCUCAAAGAACAAGUUCCACUGAAAAGAUUGACACUAAAUUCUCUGAAAUGUCUCAAGGUGGUAAAGCAUCAGCACAUAGAGAAGCCCCUAAAACCAAACGUUCUGAUGCAUCUCCUAAGGAAAGAACAACAGCUGCAAAUAGCAACUCUUCUGAAAUGUCCCAAAAGGUAAUGAAUCCUGCAGAUAGUGGGCAGUCAACUGAAGUCAAGUACUCGGAAGUGUCACAAACAGUGACAGGUCCCACUGAAAGAAAACAUAUUUCUGAUGCUGUUUAUUCUGAAGUGUCCUCCAAGGUUCAGCAAAUCAGAACUGACAAUCUCUCACUUCAGCAAGUCACUGCAGAGGCUGAUGUCACAGAUUCACCAUCCGUGACAAAGGUUGUGGAUAACCGUCAAACCGAGACCAAUGCCUUGUCACUUGAUCAGUCAAGCAUGGGUCAUGCACAAGAGCUGAAGACACAGAUGAAAUCUUUUAGUGAUGCGGAACAAAGCAUCUCAAUGAGCACCACAUCAGUGACAAGUUCAGCAACUGUAGUGGGAGGUGUUUCCACAAUAACUGCACAAAAACAAACUGAAACAUCUCAGAGUCCCUCAAGGGAGGAGUCAAUCUCACCGCCUAUUGAAGUGGAACGGAAGUUUAACAUUACAGCAGAGACUGAAAACAAAAUAAAGAAACUUGGUGGGAAGUUAAUGAAAGAGAGGUCUUUUUCAGACAUUUAUUUUGACAACUGUGAUUAUUGUCUGACCCUGUCUGAUUGUUGGCUGCGGAAGAGGGAGAAUAAAUGGGAGCUGAAAGUUGCAUCAGAAGGCAUGUCCAUUAAGGACCGGGUCUCACAGUACAAGGAAGUCACAAAUGAGAAGGAAAUCGUUUCAUAUCUGAAAUCUAAACUCAAAAUUGCAAACAAAUGUUCUAAAGUAAAGGACAUCAUCAAAUCAGCAGUGAUGUCAGAAUUUGCCACAAUAUUAACCACCCGUAAGAGCUAUAGAUUAGCCGACUGCACAAUUGACCUUGACCUCACUGACCAUGGUUUCCAAGUUGGCGAGAUUGAGGUGGUGGCACCUUCUUCUUCACGAAUACCUGCAGCCAUCAAGACCAUAGAUGACGUGGCUAGGAGGCUGGGAUUGGACUUGAACAAGAAAGUCCCUGGGAAAAUGACUGAUUCCCAGGAAUGGAAAAAUCCACAUUUGUACAAACUGUUAAUUAAUAAAUGUGUCCUAAUGUCAGCUUUGUCAGAUGACGAAACAGACAAGUCUGGCAUCACCUAAUUCUGUUUAUGCUGUCAGCUGAUUCCUGCACAGACGUGGCUGUCCUUGAUCACAGAGAGGGAGACUGGAGUCUCUGACUGGGGAUAUCAUCCUGGUUGUGAAUACCCAACUAAGUAGAUUUGUCAGAUUAUGACAUAGACAAAUGUUCUCUCUGUUACAUCCCUUAACCUGCAGCUGACUGUAAGUGGGAAACAUACAUGUCGACAGCAGGGAAAUAUACAGCAAACAGUGAGUGGCUAUGCUGGUUAGAUUGUUCAUUUACAGCCACCAUUCAAGAUGAAACAGACUGACCCAAGACAUUAUAAACCUAUUGGGUAAGCAUUUCCUUUAUAAGAUUGUGAAAAGAUGCACCUGUGGGUUAUUGUGAAUUACCACUGUAGUGUGGACUUGCCCAAGUUUGCUUAGCUGCCAUAUAGGCCAGGGUUUAGUUUCCUGGUGGCAAGCAAGUUGCCCUGUAUACUCUAGGCCAGGGUUUUAUUUCCUGGUAGCGAGUGUGUUGCCCUGUAUACUCUAGGCCAGGGUUUAAUUUCCUGGUGGCAAGCAUGUUUCCCUAUACACUAUAGGCCAAGGUUUAAUUUCCUGGUAGUGAGUAUGUUGCCCUAUAUACUCUAGGCCAGGGUUUUAUUUCCAGGUGGCAAGCAUGUUGCCCUGUACAAUAUAGGCCAAGGUUUAAUUUCCUGGUAGCAAGUGUGCUGCCCAGUACACUAUAGGCCAAGGUUUAAUUUCCUGGUGGCAAGUGUGUUGCCCUGUAUACUCUUGGCCAAGGUUUAAUUUCCUGGUGGCAAGCAUGUUGCCCUAUAUACUCUUGGCCAGGGUUUAAUUUCCUGGUGGCAAGCAUGUUGCCCUAUAUACUCUUGGCCAGGGUUUAAUUUCCUGCUGGCAAGCAUGUUGCCCUGUACAAUAUAGGCCAAGGUUUAAUUUCCUGGUAGCAAGUGUGCUGCCCAGUACACUAUAGGCCAAGGUUUAAUUUCCUGGUGGCAAGUGUGUUGCCCUGUAUACUCUUGACCAGGGUUUAAUUUCCUGGUGGCAAGCAUGUUGCCCUGUAUACUCUUGGCCAAGGUUUAAUUUCCUGUUGGCAAGCAUGUUGCCCUAUAUACUCUUGGCCAGGGUUUAAUUUCCUGGUGGCAAGCAUGUUUCCCUGUAUACUCUUGGCCACGGUUUAAUUUCCUGGUGGCAAGCAUGUUGCCCUGUAUACUCUUGGCCAAGGUUUAAUUUCCUGUUGGCAAGCAUGUUGCCCUAUAUACUCUUGGCCAGGGUUUAAUUUCCUGGUGGCAAGCAUGUUUCCCAGUAUACUCUUGGCCAGGGUUUAAUUUCCUGUUGGCUAGCAUGUUGCCCUGUAUACUCUUGACCAAGGUUUAAUUUCCUGGUGGCAAGUGUGUUGCCCUGUAUACUCUUGGCCAAGGUUUAAUUUCCUGGUGGCAAGCAUGUUUCCCUGUAUACUCUAAGCCAGGGUUUAAUUUCCUGGUGGCAAGCAUGUUGCCCUGUAUACUCUUGGCCAGGGUUUAAUUUCCUGGUAGCAAGUGUGCUGCCCAGUAAACUAUAGGCCAAGGUUUCAUUUCCUGGGGGCAAGCAUGUUGCCCUGUAUACUCUUGGCCAGGGUUUAAUUUCCUGGUGUCAAGCAUGUUGCCCUGUAUACUCUUGGCCAGGGUUUAAUUUCCUGGUGGCAAGCGUGUUGCCCUGUACAAUAUAGGCCAAGGUUUAAUUUCCUGGUGGCAAGCAUGUUGCCCUAUAUACUCUAAGCCAGGGUUUAAUUUCCUGGUGGCAAGUGUGUUGCCCUAUAUACUCUUAGCCAAGGUUUAAUUUCCUGGUGGCAAGCAUGUUGGCCUAUAUACUCUUGGCCAGGGUUUAAUUUCCUGGUGGCAAGCAUGUUGAAGACCCGGGUAGAAUAGGUCUUCAGGAAACCAUGCUUGAUAUAAGAGGAAACUAAACAGCAUCAGGUGGUCAGGCUCAUUGUUUCCCAAUUGUAUGGAUCGAUGCUCAUGAAGUCAGACACUGGUUUGUCUGGUUCAGACUUGAUUAUUUACAGAGUCCCGUCAUGUAGCUGGAAUGUUGCUGAGUGCGGCGUUAAACAACAAACAAAACAAAACGUGUUGCCCUGUACACUAUAGGCCAAGAUUUAAUUUAAUGGUGGCAAGCAUGUUGACCUAUACACUAUAAGCCUGGGUUUAGUUUCCUGGUAGCAAACGUGUUUCCCAGUACUCACAAUGUUGGAAAUUGUAUGAUAUCGAUUGUUGGUUUCUUCAACUAUGACAUUGUAGACAAGUAUUUAUUAGGUCUGACCAGACAUCCCAUUUCUCCCUCUGCAAUGUACCCUUUUUGAAGCCUUAAAGCCAACCAGACAUCCAUUCUUACUUGCCACCUGUACACCCACUGCACUCAAGAUAAACAGACAUCCAUUCUUACUUGCCACCUGUACACCCACUGCACUCAAGAUAAACAGACAUCCAUUCUUACUUGCCACCUGUACACCCACUGCACUCAAGAUAAACAGACAUCCAUUCUUACUUGCCACCUGUACACCCACUGCACUCAAGAUAAACAGACAUCCAUUCUUACUUGCCACCUGUACACCCACUGCACUCAAGAUAAACAGACAUCCAUUCUUUCUUGCCACCUGCAUGUACACCCACUGCACUCAAGAUAAACAGACAUCCAUUCUUACUUGCCACUGAAAUCUUCAAGAUAAAAAAACAUCCUUUUCUUAAUUGCCACUUGUACACCAACUUAAGUCUUGAAGGUGAACAGCAAUCCAUUUUUUGUCUUGAAUUGUGUUCAAAUUGAUAUGACAAAGCCUCUAAUUUAAUGAACCAACAUUGAGGUAUUGGAAGCAUGCCAGACAUGUUUCUGUUUCUAGCCAUUUUUACCUCAACUGAAAUUUUGAAGAAUGCAAAACAUCCAUCUUCUUAAAGAAGUAUGUGUGCCUAAAUAGCUUGAGCACAAUGUCUUGGGUUAGUGAAUAAGUGGUAUAUCUUAUUCCUAAUGUGUAUAAUCUCUUCUGUUUCUUGAAAUGAGAGCCCCGGUGUGACAUUACAGGUGGUUGAUGUAAGAUCAGUAUGUUAUGUGAUGGUCACGUGACAGCCAUGUGACUCACCUAGAACUUUUUAUUAUACAUUUGUUGGUGGUCAUUUUGUGUUGAUUGGAUUGUGAAUGUAUUGGUGUGAAAUAUGAUCAGUUUGAUGAUUGUUGAGCAUUAGAUGAUGCCACCAUGUAUCAAGUGGCAGUCUCAUGAUAUACCACAUGUCGAUGGAAUAGAGAUGCACUGCCAUUUGCCAAGGAACCAACUUAAUGUCCAGAUCACAGUGCUAUCAAUGUCACAGGACUACCAGGAUCAUGAUAGUUGUGGUUUUCUGUGUCUGCUUGUGGUCUAAUUUCAGGCAUCACAGGGCCAUCAUGUGAUGUAAUGCUGGAACAUCAAAACAUUUCUGUGUUUCUCUAUUGGACUUCAGACAGUUGAACUCACAGGUCAUGUGACUGCACAUGAAGUCAUGUGAGUGUCAUAUGACACACCAGAACUGGAAAUUUCUGUCACACAGGGUAUGAUUGUUCUAGCUGUAUGUACAUACUUCUCGGUGUACCUUGUCUUUCAUGUGUGUAGAAGUCAGGCAAAAACACUAGGUGGUGAUUCCUGUUACCUAACUCAUGAGUCAACAACAUCGUCUUUAAAUGUUAAUCCAGAAAGACACUAUUUUCAGCAAUUGGAUCCAUCAUUCAUAUAUUUAAUUGAAAGGUUUUCUAAAAUGUUGAAUGCACAAGAUGGGUAAUCAGAACCACAGCAUAUGUUUGAGCCUUAAAUGUGUUAGGUGCCAUGCAAAGGAAUUGUUUCCUUGCUUCACAUACAUACGUGAAUGAAUAUGUUUUGUUGUAUUUUGGCCAACUAUGUGUAAUAAUUUUGGACAUCACAAUUAAGGUCACUCAUAUGUAGUACUUCAAUAUGUUUGAAAACCAAAGAAUGAUUCAUGGUGCAUUAUCGUGUCACAACAACCCCUCGUGAGGAAAUGCUGGAAACUGAUGAGUGACAGUUUGUGGCUGAUCUUUGUCCAUGGUACAUCUUGAGUGUCAUCACUAUGAUGCCAGCUGACACACAGGAACCUUUGUAACAUCACUGAUACAUGCAAUGUUGAUACCACAGUUUACUAAAUAGAUCCGAUACCUUACCCCCUCAGUUUCUAUUGUAAUGUUAGAUUUGUUAGACAGGGUCUGUACUUACUCUUGCAAUCAAAAUUACCGGUAAGCUGUGUUAUUUUUUAUGUUGUUAUUUGAAGUAGUUAUAAACCAUAUUCAAGAUCUGUAAUCCUAUCCUUUCUAUUUAAAGAACAGCAAGUGUUUGAAAUGCUUUGUUUUAUGCCAAAAAGUGUUUGGUUUUAUACCUUUUUGGCAUUUACUUGGAAUGUGGGUGUUUAUGCCUUCAUCAAUAAUGAUUCAAAAGGACUUUUUAUACAAUUAUUAUCAUUAUUAUCUUUUAUGGAUAUUUUUUUACAUUUUCAGAGCUAAGAUAUGAAACAGUAAAUAUUAGGGACCAGUUCAAAAGUUUGAUUUCAGAUAAAAAGAUAUAAUUCUGUAAGUUUUGGCGCAUACACCAUAUAGAUUAAAUCUGCCAUUCUGUAUUACACACUGCACUGGAUGGACUUACCACUAUUGCUGGCCACAAUAAAACUCUACCUAGUGGAAGACUGCCUGUAUUUAUGACAACUCCUAACAGCAUAUGGAGGAAAAUAAGAUUGGUUUAGUGUAGUUCCCAUAUGAGACCAAGAGAAAUCAGGUAAGUUGAUUUUGUCAUAUUUAAAACUUGCAGGGCCAUUAACCCCCCACCCCUAAGCUUAUGGAUUUAAGAUUUUUAUCUGACAUCAAACUUUUGAACUGGUCCCUUAAUGGACUAAUAUUUAGAUCAUAUAAGUUAUAUUUCUAGAUAGUUUAACGCAAAAACGUAAUUCAUCUAGAAAUACACUUAAUAUAGAAUAACACUAUAUAACAUUAAGUUAGUGGAAUAGUAAUCAUAAAUAAACAUAUCCCUUGGAUUUGAACUCAAGUGUUCAUGCAUAUAAUGGUGUCCUGUGUAAUUUAUGCAUUUAUUAAUGUAUUGUCUUUACAUAUAUAUGCCUACAUAUAUGUGCCUACAUUCAUGCUGAAAUAUGGUGUUUUAUAGUGUAUGUUAUAUAUAUUGUUCACUAUGUCUCUGUAUUCUUUCCGCUAUGUGUAAAAUGUUCAUACAGGAGUGUUCGAUAGUUCUGAUAAUCUGAAUCCACUGAUGAUCAUGACAUGCAAUGAGCACUCUUUGGAAGAGACAACCAUUUUGUUUAUCAUGUUCUCCACAAUAAUCUGCCCGGUAUAAAUGUGCUCGCUUCUUAUAACUACUUUGUGUAUUUGCAGAUGCAUAUGUAUUAGUUCUCAAAUAGGUGCAGAUUAGAUGACAUUCUUCUCUACUGGCUUAAAGGUUUGUGUAUUGAUGAAUAUGUGUUUCUCUUUGGGUAUAGAUAUCCUGAUACCCAAUAUUGCUCAUGAGGGACAUAAUACAUCAGAGUAAGCAUGAUCCUAUCUUCAAGUCAGGUAUGCAUACUUCAUAGCUGCAGGUUGUUAAAUGAAUCCUAAUCAAGAUUAUAAUCAAAAUCUGAUAUAUGCAACGUUUAUAUGUGAAGCUGUAAGCCGUUGAAAUGAUUAUGUUGGAUCAAGAUACCUAUAUUAUUGAUUAAGCUGAUUCAUUAAAUUCUGUCUUGGUUAUCAGAUCUGUGAUUUGACUGAACAUUAUUGAAUCAGGAUGUGAAGCGGAUUUUUCCAUAGACUCUUGUGACCUGUUGAAGUCUGGAUUGACUAAUAACAUGUCAAAAAUGACAAUGAACUUUCUUACUGGUUGCCACGAUGGAACAGUUGAAAGUUACAUGUGCAUCAAUAAAACAAGGGCAGUAAUGUCAUGUCUACCAAACUGGCAAAGACAAACACAAUUUUAAAAGCAUACAACUGUUAAGUAUCUUUAUUUAAACUUUCCGAGUGAAGAUGUCUGUGUUCUGAUUAGCUAAGUUUAAAAGACUAGCUCAUUGAGCUAUUUAUGGCGUAACUAUUUCAAAACACCCUUAGAUAUUGGUAAACGUUUUUGGUAACUGUUUCAUAUACCUGUGUUUGUACAAAUCAGUUAUCCAACUGGAUAGACUUCCAGUGGUUUGGUUCAUUUUCUUGAGCAUGAUUCAUCCCAGUUGGUAAAUUAAUAAGACAUUAUUUGUGCUGAUUCAAUGAAGGUGAGCUACUGAGUCCAUGGUUGUAAUCUUGUAUGUUCAAUCUUAAAGUAUUAAAGCUAGAAUAAGGAAAGAUUCAUGUGGUGAUCAUCACAUCUGAAAUAUUCUGACUUUUCUUGAGUUUAUAUCUUAAGUUUUGAGUAAUGUCAGAUAUUUUUUUUCCAGUUAUUCAACAGUAGGACAUUGCAUUGUUUUCCUCUGGCUUUAGUUGUGUAUGUACUUUUAAAGUUAUAGUAGUGUAUAAAUAAUGUGAAAUAAUAAGCUGAAAUGCAUGUGUUAGAAACUGUAGAUGGUUUACUACUUCUUACUGUGUGGUUUGUUCCUAUUGACCAUGGCUAGUUUGUCCUGCAGCGGUGUUCUCAACAAACCAUUUGAUGGAACCAAUACAUAUGCAUGUGCUGCUAAAUAACACAUAUGAACUACACCCAGUAUGCUUAUAGAACAUGGUUAUCUGCAAUAUGUUGCUAAUACUGUAACUCCAGUAUCAAUACUCAUACUGCAAGUAUAUUAUAUAUAUGAUCAUAACUUUUCUUCUGUGUUAAAAUGCACAUUCCAUAUAUAUUGUGUAACUAACCCUAGGCCAUGACACACUUUCCUCAACAAAUUCAACAAAUUAUCUAAUUUAUGUAGCUUUGCUUCUGUAGAUUUUCCCUGUGAAUGGCUGGCAUGACUUUUUUAGGCCUGUUCAAUUGACUUGAAUGAUACAGAGUAAUGACAAACUGUGCCAUGUGAUACUCCCUGCCUGUGCUGUAUAACAUCCCUAGGUCUGUGCUCUGUCACUCAGCAGCAUUAGGAUCACAGUCAACAUGGGCACUGUGUAUCCUCCUCUCAUGUUGCUAGGACCAGUCCACCUAAAAAUAUCAGUCUUGAACUUUUUCCUGUAAAUAUUUUUGAAAACUUCAGUGAUGGUGUUUUUUACAUGGAUUUACAAUCUCUUUUAUCCUAAGGAAAAACUGCAAAUGAUUAUAGAAAAGUAAGUUUCUUGUAUUUUGAAAAAUUGGCAUGGCUGUGAUAUGUAGAUUACUUGCAUCUCCAUCAAAGUUAACGGAGUCCUGUGUCUUGCUAAAUGACUAGGGUAUGUAAAUGUUGUAUUAUCAGUACACAAUGACAAUUAUAAGUCAUAAACUUGAGGUUAUUAUGAAAAUCAAUAUUAUGAAAAUGUGACAUGCUUAAACAUUAUAUAUAUUCAUUUAGACAAUUAAAAUAAACAAAGACAUAUUACUUGCCCAAAAUAGACAAACACAUAUAUAAAUGCUCAACAAUAAACAAACAGGUAUAUUACUUGUCCAACAGUCAACAAACACUUAUUUGCCCAACAAUACACAACACAUAUUUCUUGCCUAACAAUAAAUUAAUACAUAUAGCAGUGCCCAACAAUAUACAGACACAUAUAUUAAUUGCCCAAAAAUAUCAUUUUUAUUUCAUAAUUAUUUUCCUGUACUCUCAAAAUGCUAUGUGUUUUCUUAAAUUGACUUUAAUUUGUAUACAUUUGUUCACUUUCUUUCAACAAGUUUGUUUUUAUUAUUUGCAUACUUAGUUUUGGACACAUAUUACUAAGUUACAGCUUUCACUGCAUUCCACCAAGACUUUAUAGGAUUUACUGUGUGGUUAUCUUGAAGCAAUAUGGACAGUCUAUGUUGUCAACUUGUCACACUUUAUAGCUAGAACCACCUUGAUGUUAGGAAUUAAACAUUUCCACAACUUGCUUACUAAUUUGACCAGCUGCUGUCUGUUAUAUUCUCCUACAUUUCAAGGCAGGAUUUUCACUCCAUAAAAAUGGAUGAGCUCAAGUUCAAAUGUAGGUUAGAAAUGGAUUCCUCUUUCACAAUGUCCAGUAUGUAACUACCUGCUAUUAUUUCUAUUCUAUCAACUGUCAUUGCUAGAUAGAGUAAGAUUUAUAGCUUUGUAUUUUUGUAUACCUACCUGUAUUUGGAGCAAGGUGUAUUCAUUAUUUUCCUAGGAAUCAUUUACCUGAGGUGCUAGUUGUAGGGCAUAGGGCACGUGACAUUCUUGACACUUUCUACAUGUAGGCACAGAUAUCACAUCCUUCUGUUUUUGUAGACUGGUGGUGAAAACAGGAAUGUUUUCAUAUGUUUUCUGAGCAAAUCAAAUAAUAACACUGAUAGCUUCCUGAGCUGAGAUGAGUCAAAACUGAAAUACAUGUAUUCUUGGAACUGUUACCAUUACAUUUAAAAUAGACUUUGGAUUUGAGUAUGAUCUUUUUAGUUUAAAUUUAUAAGUUUAUUCAUCCAAGUCAAAACUAGAAUUUAACAAAUGACCUUCAAUAUUUUUAUUGAUUUUUUAAAAAUAACUAAAUGAACAUUUAGGAAAGUUUUGAAUUAACAAAAUCAUAACUGAUUUAAAAUUUAAAAAAACGUUUGUCUGAAUAACUUCCUAUUUUAUAUAUGGAUUUACCAGAGUAACUUCAAGAGAGGAAUCAUCUAUCACCUUGAGAUGAAUUGUUUCAUAUUGAUUUUACUGUCAUUUGACGGAGUGUAUCUGUUAAGUUUAAAUGUUUUGCCACUGUCGCUAUGAUACAGCAGUGUUGUGUGCAUUGCGAUCUCACUAGCCAAUGUGAUACUUCUGCUUUUUAUGAUAUAUAUAUAUAUAUUAUAUGUACAUUUGUGUGCAUUUAGCCUCACAUCAGACUAGUCUUCUCACUGUGUUGUCUUUGCUGUUAUUCACUGUUGGAUAUUAUGUUAUGUUUUGUGAAUCUCCAAGACAAAAUCUAUUUUUCUGCUUAAUUCGGAUGUUUUCACUGCUUCUUAUUAGUUUGUUACUUGUGCCAAUAAAAAAUGAUGGUACCACCAAUCAAAGAA
Molecule: messenger RNA, 11934 nt
Organism: Haliotis rufescens (red abalone)
Lineage: Eukaryota; Metazoa; Mollusca; Gastropoda; Lepetellida; Haliotidae
Exons: 6
Coding region: 591-2891 (766 amino acids)
Biological process (GO): dephosphorylation; thiamine diphosphate metabolic process
Molecular function (GO): thiamine triphosphate phosphatase activity; magnesium ion binding
Source: RefSeq, a predicted model, not a curated record